UCUAGCAAAAGGAAUAUGGUGAAACUGCUUGCUAACCCUCUCCCUGCUGUCCCUGCAGGCACCAGGAGUGCAGUGCUUAACACAGAAGCCCGCACUGUAGAAGCGGACGUCCUGAGCCGCCGCUGCGUCAUGAUGCGGCUGCUGGACUUCUCCUACGAGCAGUACCAGAAGGCUCUCCGCCAGUCAGCUGGUGCUGUGGUGAUCAUCCUGCCACGGUCCAUCUCUUCUGUCCCACAGGAUGUUGUAAAGCAAUUCAUGGAGAUAGAGCCAGAAAUGCUGGCUAUGGAAACCAUUGUGCCAGUCUACUUUGCAGUGGAAGACGAUGAGCUGCUGUCCAUCUAUGAACAAACACGGGCUGCUUCUGCAUCACAGGGCUCUGCCUCGGCUGCAGAGGUUCUGCUUCACACCGCAACUGCCAAUGGCUUCCAGAUGGUGACCAGCGGGGCGCAGAGCAAAGCUAUCCACGACUGGCUUAUACCCAGUGUGGAGGGGAGGCUAACAGGGCUGGGUGGAGAAGACCUGCCCACUGUUGUGAUAGUUGCCCACUACGAUUCUUUUGGGGUGGCUCCAUGGCUGUCUCACGGUGCUGAUUCCAAUGGCAGUGGUGUCUCAGUGUUACUGGAACUAGCCAGGCUGUUUUCUCGGCUCUACACCUACAGACGUACCCAUGCUGGGUACAACUUACUGUUCUUUGCAUCUGGAGGUGGCAAGUUUAAUUAUCAAGGAACCAAGAGGUGGCUGGAGGACAACUUGGACCACACUGAUUCCAGCCUGUUGCAAGACAAUGUAGCGUUUGUUCUCUGCCUGGACACUCUCGGCCAGGGCAAUAGCCUUCAUCUUCAUGUCUCGAAGCCUCCCAAGGAGGGGACCUUGCAGCACGCGUUUCUGAGAGAACUGGAGAUGGUUGUUGCCAGCCAGUUCCCAGAGGUGAAGUUUUCCAUGGUGCACAAGAAGAUAAACCUGGCUGAAGACAUGCUGGCAUGGGAACACGAACGCUUUGCGAUCCGACGCUUGCCAGCUUUCACCAUCUCCCAUCUGGAGAGCCAUCGGGACAGCCUGCGCAACAGCAUCAUGGACAGGAGGUCACAAGUGGACACGAAGGCACUGACCAGGAAUACCAGGAUCAUUGCUGAGGCUUUGACGAGGGUCAUCUACAACCUAACAGAGAAGGGAGCACCUGCAGAUCUGCAGAUCUUCACGGAUCAGAUGCAGAUCCAGGAGGAGCAGCUGGAAUCAGUGAUGGACUGGCUGAGCAGUCAGCCCAGGGCUGCUCAGCUGAUUGAUAAAGACAGCACCUUUCUCAGCACCUUAGAAUAUUACAUGGGUCGCUACCUGAAAGAUGUCAAACAGCAUCAUGUGAAGGCAGACAAACGGGAUCCUGAGUUUGUUUUCUAUGACCAGCUGAAGCAGGUGAUGAAUGCAUACAGGGUCAAGCCAGCAAUCUUUGACCUGCUUCUGGCCGUCUGUAUAGCAGCCUACCUUGGUGUUGCCUACGUUGCAGUGCAGAACUUCGGUCUCCUUUACAGGAUGAUACAGAGAUUAUCCCUUAAAACCAAGCAGCAGUGAAGCGACAGGUCGUCCUGUGUACAGCAGCACUGAGCCAUCGGUGAGCCCAUCAGGAACCUUCUGCCUUCCAUUGAAUCCUGCUGCUUCUCUUCCUCUCUCUCCUCUUUGCUAUCCUAGAGAGGAGAGGAAGGCAGGAAGAAAACAAAAUUUCAACUCCUAUGCACCUUUUUAGGCGCUUUCCUUCCCCUCACUUGCACCAGGUUUGUUUUCCUUUGCUUUUUUUUUCGCGAGGGAAAAGCUCAGAGACUUCCAUAGUUCCUGCAAGUUGUUUAAACACUGAACAGCUGACGCUGAGCAGCUUCUGUGAGUAUGAACCCGAGUCCUGCACCUUCGUGGACAUUUGUGCCAUACAGCCAACUCGGAAGCUGAAACUACAGAGCAGAUGUAUUCUCUCUGCCCAGCAAACCAAGGACUCCGAGCACUUGCUUAGAAGAAAAUAUGCACACGCAAAUUAAAGAGAGUACUAUUAGCAUGUUUUCUUAUGGUACCUCUUCUUAAGUUUACUGCCUGGCUUUAGGGAGGUGUGCUGAGCAAGCAGUGUGUCUAGCAAGCAUCUUUAUGCAAUUUGUUCAGACAGUGCAAUAACUCAUUCCCUUUCCUUGGAGGUACACUGUAAACAGUCUUGACUGUUAUAGAGGGGAUGAAGAAAGCUUGUUAAAACGGGUUCCUGCAGAAGGGUUCUUACCGGGACGCGCCGUCCUGCCCCUAUUGGAGGAUGCAUUUUGCUUUGUACUUGAUUUCUCUUAAAGUUUGUCCUUGGACAGAUUGCUGCUGCCACUAUGUGCUGAACUCUUGCUUGGUUUUUAAAGGCAUUCUACAGUCUCAAACGUUGCAGGAUCACGUUCUGGGCUGUUUCAUUUAUUUAGGCAUUAAUAGCAAGAACAGCCCGGUUCCUGCUGAGCUCUGAUCGAUCUUCGUUCCUCAGUUUGUGCUUUCAGAUGGGUUCUGGAUUUUGGGGCUGUAUUUGUGUCCGUGUGCAUCUCAGGGUCUCAUUUUAUGUUUUUCAGCUCUUAUUUCUGAAAAUGCUGUUCUCGACCUGCAUGUAUAAGCAAAUUCCCCAAGUGCUUGCUGCUGCCUCCCUUCACACUCCACCCCCAGUCUGUAGGAAGGGAGGCAAGACACUUGGCCAUUAAAAAAACAAGCCAACAAACAUAAAAAAAAAAAAAAAACAACCCACAAUCUGUUUUAUGACUGCUGUUUUAAACAUGUCUGAUUGGAGAAUUGUAACUAUGAGAGUGUAUCUUGGAGCUCCCUUUGUUAUCCUUGAGCAAUCCCCGCUUAUAGCUCUUUCCACCCAGAAGUGUUGGCAGUCUGGCUGGCAAAGCUGGGAGGGGCAGGCAACCAUUGCUCUGGCAUUGCCAUCAUCUUAAGUUUAAGCCGUUUUUCUAGAUUGCCUAUUUCUAGAGAGAGCUGGCUGCUUUUUCCGGGCAGUGCUGUGCUCUGUUUGCCCCCAGCUUCUGAAUAUGAGACGAUUUUUGACCACAAGCCCUAGGCUAGUUGUAGUUCUAGAGGGGAAAGGGAUUGAAUACCACUGUCCUGCCACUCAAAAAUGUCUCUCUGAGUUCAUCCUUUAUUAGAAAACCCCUACUUUAAAUAAAAACAGCACUUGUUACAGAGGGUGAAAAGCUCUUACGGGUUUGAAGGAUGGUGUCCUUUUUGUUUUGUAUGCAAGGAAUUCAGCUUUGCCUCCUUAUCUGCAUCACAGCUGCUCUAUGCUCACUCCUUAAAAAAGGUUUUUUUAUGGCCGCUGUCUGCGUCCUUUGGAUGGGGACCAACGCACGUAUUUCCAUCCAUCUUGGUUGUUUUUUUGCUGUUUCCCCCUCCCUGGCGUACCUUUGCCCCAUAAUGUGUGCUUUCUGCUAUAUUUAACGUGUAGCAAUUUGUUCUUUAAAGGUUCUUUUCUUUUCCAGGAGAGCAUGCUAUGUCUGUGGCUCCUUGUAAUAUCAGCAGGUGGCAUGGUACCGAGCGCUCCUGAAAUAUCAUCCCUACGGGAAAACUUGCCUUUUCUUUUUUCUUUUUUUUUUGAGUUCUUGUUUGAAAUAUGUCUCUCUGUAUGCAUGAAGUGUUUGUGACAGCCCUCUGCCAAAUGAAUGUAUAAUGACUUCAGAAAUUGGUUGCUGGAAGAUGAGCUGUGGUUGUUUUCCACUGCACUUGGAUAUUGCACGUACUGCGUGCUGGGAGGGUGCAGACCUGGGCUUGGAGAUACAGGACGUGCACAGAACGGCACCUGUCUCUGAAUAUCUGGAGGCAGCACCAGAGGUCUCCAGCUGCACUCCGUCCUUUGUCUGUUACCCAUGGACGGGACAUGUUUCACUCCAUGUUACUUAAGCAGGCUUAAUGAAACCGCAUUACAAAAUAGGAAAGUCAGAAUUAUCAGCAAUCCUCCUUCAGCUGCACUUGGGGAACAUUAAAAAUUGGCAAGAGAGAAAAGGACAGAUCCAAAGCAUUCCUCUGUGCAUUGGAGACUCUCAGCUUCCACUUUUCCAGUUCUGUCCUGGUUGAGGUUAUAGCAUUAAAGCAAACACUUCAGUUCCUCGUGCUCUCAACUGUAAAGUAAUGCUCCUGACGCAGUGCCAGGAGCAGCUGUCUGAAAACAAGAUGAGUAAAGAUGAAGGAGAAAAGUUCAUACGUCCCCAGGGGCAGUUGGGAAGAUGUGCAUUGUUCUGUGCACAGCCAUAAUUUGUCCCAGCACCUAAUUGGUCCAUCUAGCUGCCUGCCAUAGAAAGUCAUUUUUACUACAGAUGAGGGUUUAUGCUUCUGAUCAAAGUUUGUUUGUACUGAAGCGUUAUAUGGUUAAAUUCCAACUUGUAGCUGGAACAGCGACCAUCCUGGCAGUGAGCUUAGUGCCAACGUUGCCACGUUUCCUCUGGAGAGAUGACAGGGCAGCAUGGAAAUAUCCCCUCCUGCUCUGCCACGUUUUGAAGUGACAAGUGAAUGGGUGCUGAUUCAUACUGCAGCACAUCUGAUGAAUCUCACUGCCAGCGUGACACGCAGCAGCAGCAACCCAGCGGCUGUUGUGCUAAAAUAAAGGUUCUCCACAACGUUGCAGAAGAGCUCUUGUAGCAGAUUUUCAUGCUCUUGUUUUGACCUGGCCUUUAAUUGGGAGUUUGCCUGGCCUGGAAGGAAGGAGCAUGAAAAAUACAUGCCCAUGUAUGUGCAAGAAACCAGCAGUUACACUUGUAGCCAAAAAAGCAGAACUUUGCCUGCUGUCCUGGUGCUGUCAGAGAUCACAAUGUGCAGAAAUCUGUGUUUCCGACACUGAUUGGACUCUUUCUCUCCGUUCCCCACUCUGGGCACUGGGGGUUACAUGGGAUUAGUUCACACUUUGUAGCUUAUCUCCCAAAUAAGAGAGGUUUACCCCUGUGAAAUAAGCACUACCAUGCGAUAUGACCAGCUGGAAGGAGUCACUGCAAUCUGUUUCAACCUUUAAGACCCCGCGUAGCCCCAAACUGCUGCGGGCGUUGGGUUUGGGUUUGGCUUUGUUUUAAACCACGCUCAUAACACACAAAUCAACAUAAAGAGCUUCCCAGCACUCGUGGUCAGGCUGGAUUUGGUGUUUAGAGCCAUUCGGCCCUGAGCGAAUGACCUGAAGGGAUAAGAACGCUCGGUUUGGCCUCGGUGUGCUGGGGGCUCAUCUCUGGUUUGCUCCAUUCUCAUUUGUAGCCAUGGAACAAUGUGAUGUGGAACAGCUCAGGAAGAGGUGUUGAUUUAUCCGGUGUGGUUAACACAACUGUUCAUAUCCUAAAGAACAAAUGUACGUCGAGGUGAAUAUUGAACAGCUGACAGCAAAGACAAUGCAGUCGAUGAACGUGCUAUUUUUUUUCGUUUUGUUUUGUUUUCCCUGCUGAUGUGACAGUAUUUAAUAUUUUAACGUUUUUCAUUUCCACGUUUGUUUGUCCCUUUGCAAAAAUAAACUACGAGUGAGAA
Meleagris gallopavo (turkey) is the source of this 5493-nucleotide messenger RNA. The record is from RefSeq and is a predicted model, not a curated record. NCBI's taxonomy places the organism in Eukaryota, Metazoa, Chordata, Aves, Galliformes, Phasianidae.